Messenger RNA from Xiphias gladius (swordfish), 4137 nucleotides. It is a transcript of the gene shc2, whose product is annotated as SHC (Src homology 2 domain containing) transforming protein 2. The record is from RefSeq and is a predicted model, not a curated record. Gene Ontology annotation, cellular component: plasma membrane. Gene Ontology annotation, molecular function: receptor tyrosine kinase binding. The transcript is spliced from 14 exons. NCBI's taxonomy places the organism in Eukaryota, Metazoa, Chordata, Actinopteri, Istiophoriformes, Xiphiidae. Gene Ontology annotation, biological process: intracellular signal transduction; cell surface receptor protein tyrosine kinase signaling pathway. Bases 190 to 2376 code for a protein of 728 amino acids.
ACUACAUCUGGUUUAUCAGUAACUUCUUAUACUCUGUAGCAAACAAACAAGAAGGGAUUGGCUGUUUGGGAGAAGGUGGGAUGGCAGUGGCAUUGGUGUCAUAGAGUUUCUGAUGGGGGUUUGUUGGUGUGUGUGGGUUUUUCAGCUUAUCCCCCCUCUCAGCUCCUGCUUCAGGCGGCUCCUCCGGGCAUGCUCCUUAAGCCAAAGUAUGGCCGCUUUCGCAACGAGUCUGUGACCUCCUCCGACGACCUGAUGCAGAGCUUAGCCAUGAGCAGCAAAGUUGUGGCCACACCAGUAGUCCCCUCCUCCACCCCGAGCCUUCCUCUGCCUCCCCUGCCUCCUUUGGAUCCCAGUGCCAGAACCUCCUCCUCUGCUGGUGCUACAGCCCUGGCUGACUCUCCUUGCCUGGAUGGGGAACAGGAUGCCACCACAACCUUCUGCAUGCUCAUCCCUAAGAUGCCCCAAUGGAAGUUCUCCAACUCCCUGCUCAGCCGUAGCCCGUCCAACUCCAGCUCCAGCUCCAGCUCUAGCAAGGACUCUGGCAAGGCAGCAGCAGCUCCUUCCCAGGCCUCUGUCUCCCCUUCUUCAACAUCACACAGGCCCACUGGUGCGACCUCAGCCAGUGGCCCAGUGGCCAGUCUUGCAGCAGUGCUUAACUCCUGUGACCCUGUGUGUGUCACCCCGUGUUCCCUACAGGCCAUCCGGGGGCAGAGAGCAGUCACAGCAGCAAACUCUGCCAGUCCAGGGGGGCACGGAUUUGGAGCCACAGAGGUCAUGGCAAGCCCUGGUGGUUCCAGCAGCUCUAGGUCAGGAAUGAACCGCAGGACAAGGGUGGAAGGUAUUUGGCUGGGGGGUGAAGACUUCAACCAGAAGGGCAGCUUCAUCCACAAACCCUCCCAGGGCUGGCUGCAUCCUGACAAGAAGAUUGCAGGACCAGGAGCCUCUUAUAUUGUCAGGUACAUGGGCUGCAUUGAAGUGUUGAAGUCAAUGCGCUCCCUGGACUUCAACACGCGAACUCAGGUGACAAGGGAAGCCAUCAACAGGCUCUGUGAAGCUGUGCCAGGAGGAAAGGGGCCUUGGAGGAAGAAGAACCUGAACAAAGCUCUCCAGUCCAUUAUGGGGAAGAGUAACCUGCGAUUUGCGGGCAUGAGUAUCGCAGUCAAUAUUUCCAUAGACGGCCUCGGUCUGCUCAUUCCUACCACGCGACAGGUGAUAGCGCACCACCCCAUGCAGUCCAUCUCAUUUGCCUCUGGGGGAGACACAGACACGCCUGAUUAUGUAGCGUAUGUGGCCAAAGACCCAGUAAAUCAGAGAGCAUGUCAUAUCUUGGAGUGCUGUGAUGGUUUAGCCCAGAGUGUCAUCAGCACCAUCGGCCAGGCCUUCGAGCUUCAGUUCAAACAGUACCUACACAGUCCUCCCAAAACUAUGGCAUCUGUGGAGAGAUCUGUGAGGUUAGAGGAGCCAAUGUGGGGGGAGGAUGAGGACUUCUCUGAGCAUGAUUACUACAACAGCAUCCCGGGGAAGGAGCCUCCUGUUGGGGGUGUAGUGGAUUCCAGACUCAGGCCCAGUGGAGCCCUCCUGGGUCACAUCCACACCCAGCCACAGAGCAAAACAGCAGCACAGAUGGGCUCACCAGCGAGGAGGGAGCAAGCAUCUUAUCUCCCUGGUCAGCUGUGCUAUGAGCUUCACUGGGACACUGAGACAACCAGCAGCUCAGUUCUGACAUCAGAUGGUUACCUGUGUGCUGACGGCCAACCUGCUGGCAGCAGAGACUAUGAGGAGCAUCAGUACGUAAACACCCAGAGUCUGGAAAACCUGGAUUCACUAGCACAGGGGUCCAGUGGACACAGAGGAGGCCGGGCACCCGACAGUCCCAAGAAAGAUCUCUUUGACAUGAGGCCCUUUGAGGAUGCCCUGAAGCUCCACGAGGCCAGUGGUGGAGCUGUUGGCUCCAGUAUAUCCACCACAGCUGGAGGUUCUCAGGCUGGAGGGGGAGGCGUUCGGUUCCUGGAGGACCAGUGGCCCAGCCCUCCACGCCGUCGAGCACCUGUGGCCCCAAAUGAGGAUCAGCUCCGCAGGGAGACCUGGUACCACAGCCGAAUGAGCCGCCGAGACGCUGAGAAACUCCUGGUCCGAGACGGCGAUUUCCUCGUCCGGGAGAGCACGACCAACCCGGGACAGUAUGUGCUUACAGGCAUGCACUGUGGCCUGCCCAAACACCUACUGCUAGUGGACCCUGAGGGAGUGGUCCGAACCAAAGACAUGUUAUUUGAGAGCAUAAGCCACCUUAUCUCAUACCAUCUGAAGAACGAGCUGCCUAUUGUAGCAGCAGAGAGUGAGCUCCACCUUAAACAGGUGGUCAGGAGGAAACUGUGAGCCACCUGCCCCUGCGUAGGACAAGCUGAAUUUUUGUGUGCCCAUGCAAAGAGCUACAAAAAAAAAAAAAAAAACAACAACCUGUAGAUGGAAAUCAUUUAUCCCUGAUGGAUAUUUAUCUGGAACAAAGGAUAUUACUGACACUUUCUUUCCACGAACAACUCUACAAAGGAGAGUGAGGCAUCUGACAUCUCCUUGUAGUUCCUCUGCCUGUUGGCCUACCAGGAUCAACUAAACUAUCCCUCAGCUGUUAUAAACUCCUCAGCAUGCAGCUAUUAAGCUAAAACAAGUCGAUCAGAAUCCACAGUUUGACUUAACCCUGAGUUGGAUUAUAGUCAACCAAUGUGACUGUUCGGAGAGGACCCAACUUCAGGAAAUCACAUAAGGAUUUGAUGCACAGUGAAGAAAUGUCCUACAAUGCCUCUAAUAGUGAUGUGCUUCCAGUCUACCACGGCUUGCCUGACAGUAACAGAACAAAACUGUCACGUUAAGAUCCAAUCGCCAGAACAAAACUGUCACUGAUUAUUUGGUGCAGAUAUAAAAAACAAAAGAUGUCAGGUUCCAUGUUCAGUAGUUCAUUUCAGUAUAAAUGCAAGAAAUGGAAAUACUGUGAUUAUAAGAGACAAUUGAAGAACCCUUUGAUUCAUUCAAUUGUACAGACUGUUUGUUGUUACAUGUUCACAGGACUGCAGUACCUGACUCUGAGAUGGCACAAUGGAAACACGCUGAACAUGAUUCAGUGCUGGAUUUCUAAAAUAGCAACACAUUCUUCUGUCUUUUCUGUUUCUUCACAAUAAUCUAAGCACCAAAUUCCACUUUUUAAAAAAAUCAUGCAGUCAUGCUAUAUCUUCAUGUAGACAGCCAAGUGGAGAUAAAAUAUAUUGUCUUGAAAGCCUUAAGUUUUAACAAAUUUACCAUGAAUAUCAGUCGUUUGUGUUGUGUUUGUAAGAGCCGUUCAUAAUUUGUUAAAGACAUAUUGUAUGUGUUGUAUAGUCCCGUAAAGACCUUUGGUCAGACUGUACUCUAAGGUCAAAUUAAUACUACAUCCUGGGUUACAUAUACCUACUGUGCAUACAAACUCAGUAUAUCCAUGCCUGUAUUUCCCCAGCCCCUACAACUUCAGUGCCUUAAUAACUACAGAGACAGGCAUUUGUGUCAGAGUGUAUAUGAUGUGCAUUUAUGCUCCUAACGCAAAAGACUAGUUGUCUUGCCAUGCCAAUGAAUGACUGAACAGACUUCAGGAUGAUUAAGCUCUUAUACUUGUGAACAAUAAUCUAAGCUGCUCGUUUUAGGGUGAAUAAUGUUUAAUACUGUCUUACUGCAGUCAUGAUUGUCAUUGUCUUUAUGUGUGUCUCUUAGAACAUUCCCCUAGAUUAAUCUUUUUGUUUUCUCUGAAGCAAGCCAUACAUAGCACUCCUCAGUGAUUGCUAUUAAAGCCAGGGGAUUUGGACUAGAAAAUAAAUCUUUUAUUUGUCCCGGCUCAGGGAAAUACAUUAGUUUGUUGAUUUCUGUUCUUUGGCUAAACCGUCUUAUACUUUUAAAUCUUACUAGGAGUAGGUCAUGUCCUGUUUGCAUUUCUCUCUGUGUCAUUAGCAACAUAUCUUUAACCAGGCCCUCCGCUGUUCUUUGGUACAGCCUCAUGAAUGCGCAGAGGGAUGAAGUGAGCUACAAGGCCUUUGGUGAGGUCCAAAUGAUUAAUGUAAUUUUUUCAGAUCUGUCCUUUUGCGUUCUCAGGAAUUUCUUGGAUCCUUCCUUCUUUGA